CAUGCUGAGUGAAUCGACGAAAAAAGUGACGUUGUGACGUUGACGUGGCCAGGAAAAGUAACUCUUGGUUUUUUCCUCAUUUUUCUCCAUUAAUUUCCAAUUAUUUUGUUCUUGGAAUUCGUGAUCUUCAGGAAGCAAGAUGAAGGUCAAGGAACUCCAGAAAACCGUCAACGUGGCAUGGUCACCGUUGCAGCAGAAUCCCAUCUAUCUGGCUGCCGGAACAGCUGCCCAGCAGUUGGACACAUCCUUCGGGAAUACCUCAACACUCGAAAUUUUCUCGGUUAACCUCUCAGAUCCGGGAUAUGAUAUGGAGCUCAAGGGAAGUCAAACGAGCCCCUACAAAUUUCACAAAAUAGUCUGGUCCCCUCUUGGUUUUGGUGGAGCCCACUCGAAUGGCGUCAUUGUUGGUGGCUGCGAAGGGGGGCACCUGCAGGUGUACAGUGCAGGGAAGCUUCUAUCGGGCGAGGAAGCUCUCGUGUCGCAGCAGGAUAAGCAUUCAGGUGCAAUCAGGACGCUUGAUUUCAAUCCCUUCCAAACGAAUCUCCUCGCAUCGGCGGCAAGUAAAUCAGAGAUUCUCAUUUGGGAUCUCAACAACACCGCCACACCCAUGACACCCGGUACGAAGACACAGCCCUUUGAGGAUGUCCAGAGUGUCGCGUGGAAUCGUCAGGUGCAACACAUUAUGGCGUCUGUCUUCUCGUCGCGAUGCAUUGUGUGGGAUUUGCGGAAAAACGAACCAAUUAUCAAGCUUUCGGAUUCCCAAUCACGCGUGCGCUGGCGUCAGAUGCAGUGGCAUCCGGAGAUUGCAACACAGCUCUGGCUGGCUUCGGAGGAGGAUCAAGCACCCGUUGUUCAGCUGUGGGAUCUCCGCUAUGCCACGGCGCCGACGAAAUCCCUUCAAAUUCACCAACGGGGCGUUCUUGGGCUCACCUGGUGCCCCAAAGAUUCGGAUUUGAUGGUUUCCUGCGGGAAGGAUAAUAAAAUUCUCUGCUGGAAUCCCAAUUCCACGCGAGCCGAAGGGGAAAUCCUCUCAGAGAUUGCUUCAACACUCCAGUGGUACAGUGAUGUGCAGUGGUGCCCCCGGAAUCCCGCCAUUGUGGCAGCAGCGAGUCUCGAUGGGAAUGUCACGGUGUACUCCCUCUUUGGCGGAAGUCAGCAACAGGUGCAUACAACGAGCAAAAUUGCUGAUUCCUUCCCGGGCAUGGAAACAAUGUCAAUCAUGCCUGCUCCUCAGCCGGCCACUGUUACCACCUACAGUGACCUCAAGAAGCCCCCAAAGUGGCUAAAACGUCCCGCAGGGGCAUCUUUUGCGUUUGGAGGGAAACUCGUGACGUUCCAGAGCACAAAUCCCCGCCAAGUGACAAUUAAGCAACUCAUCACAGAACCCGAAAUUGUGCAGCGUUCCAAUCAUCUGGAAACGGUGCUAUCGCAGGGAAAUUUCCCCGAAUACUGCCGGCAGAAGGCAGAUCAGACGCAGGAUCAAUUCACGCGGUAUUUGUGGUACUUUGUGAAGGCGAAUUUCGAUGCUAAUCCCCAUGGGGAGAUGCUGAAUCUCCUGGGUUACCAUCAAGAAGACAUUGCGGCGAAAUUCUCAAAGAUUGUCCAGUUAAAACAGCAAGAUUCCGUUGAUCAGCUAACAGAUCAAAUGGCUGAACUAAGCAGGGGCGUCGACGGGAAUACAGUGUUCGAUGCAAUUGCUGCUGGGCAGAAAUUAAUUGCGGAGAAUGGGGUGAAGGGUCCUCCGGGGGGGUUUAAGAUUAAAACAGGUGAUGAUACUGAGGGGUUAAUUUGUCAAGCACUCCUUACGGGUAAUUUGGAGGCUGCUGUGGAGCUCUGUAUGGAAUCUGGGCGUACGACUGAGGGGAUAAUUGUUGCAAUGACCGGUGGGAGUGAAUUGCUCGCGAGGACGCAGUAUAAGUAUCUCAGGAGGCGCGAUACGAGCCUCACACACAUUAUAUCGGCAUUGAUAACGCAGGAGUGGACGGGGGUGGUGAAUGAGUGUGCCGUGGAAUCGUGGAAGGAGGCCCUGGUGGCUAUUUUGACGCACAAUAGGCAUCAAGCGGAGCCCCUUUGUAUUGCUUUGGGGGAUCGAUUGCUCCAGGAGGCGAAGAAUGGUGACAAUGAUAUGGCACAGAAUGCAAUGCUUUGUUACCUCUGUGCAGGGAGUAUUGAGCAUCUUGUGGAUGCAUGGCAGGAGCUGAAGGCGCAAAGGAAGGUCCAAAAGAGGGAUAGUGGUGAUGGGAAUGAUAUUCAGGAUCUUGUGGAGGUUGUUAUGCUCCUGCAGAAGGCUAUUGAGCAGCAAGGACGUGGUGUUGAGGUGCGGGGGAAGGUGGCAAUUGUACUGUCGCACUAUGCAAAAAUGUUGGUGAGUCAGGGAGCGCUUGAGUCUGCCCUGAGCUAUCUGGGGACGACAACUGAUGCGGAUUUGGUGGAUCUCAAGGAGAGACUGUACUUUGCACUUGGCUACAAGCAACAACCGCAAGUUGCUCGUGCCCCAACCACGCAGUACGCAGCAAUGCCACGAAUGACACCAUCUCGGGCAUCAUUGCCGGGUGCUGCAACACCAGCACAGAACUUCUUUACGCCAACUUCGGUGCCACAACUGCCCCAAAUGCCGGCAAUGCCCCAAAUGCCCCCAACAUCGCAAUCGUACUUCCAACCACCACCCCAAGUAGCUGCUGUACCCCCACCGCCACAGCUGGAUGCCCAACCACCGCGUCCGGCGAGCGCCAGUGGCCCCCAAUCGGCAAUUUCCAGUGGCGGAGGACUCCACAGCCGUAGCAAAUACCUUCUGGAUCCAUCAGUGCAAUCCGGGGUGCCAAGUUAUGGGCAAGCAUACACCACUCCCGGGGGUUUUGCAUCACAAAUAACAUCCCCACCAGGUGGGCAAUUUGGGGGUCAAUUUGGGGCGCCACAGCCAAGCUUUUCGCAACCCCAAUCGAACUUCUCGCAGCCCCAAAACUUCUCGCAAUUCCCAUCAUUUGCCCCAUCGGCUGCUGCUGUACCCUUUGCGCCGCAAACUCAAAUGUACACCCCUGAUACCCCAGGAAGCAUCCCAGCACCCCCACAGGCACAAGUUCCGCCACCACCAGCUGCUGUCCAGAAGAAUUCAACGCCACCACCUGGUUGGAAUGAUCCACCAGCACUCAAAUCCAAUCGUCAACAAGCGCAGCCACCACCGCCAAGUUCAUCAAUUGCCAAUCCCAUUACGCAUCCUCUGUAUCCAGUUGAUCCGGCAUAUGUGGCACAGCCACACAAUGGCUAUCAGCAGGUUGAUGGUGGAUCAUUUGGGGUGCAGCAGCAGCAGAAUGUUAUGGGAAUGCCGCCACAGCAAAUGCCCCAACAAGGAUUCAACUAUAAUCCUCCUGGUGGGAAUCAAUUCCAGCAGCAGCAGCAAUUUCCGGGGCAAAUGAGCUUCCAGGGUGGUCAACCACCGGCAAAUCUGCAACAGGCACCAACACCACCGCAGAAGGUACCAACGCCUGAGCCACCAAAACCUAAAGCUCCAAUCCCGGAGGAGCAUAUCUACUUGCAGACAGUAUUGAAUGAAUUGCGCACUCAGUGUUGCAAUGCUGCAGCUAAUCCGCAAGUAAAGCGGAAGCUGGAUGAUGUGGCGCGUCGCCUUGAGAGUCUCUAUGAUCUUUUGCGGGAAUACAAGCUCGCCCCUAAUACCCUGGCGGCGCUCAAUCAGCUCGUGCAAUUUGUCCAGGUUGGUGACUACGCCAAUGGUUUGGCACUACACACGCAAAUGUGCUCCGGAGCGGAUUUUGCACAAAUUGCAACCUUCAUGCCGGGCAUUAAAGUUCUCCUGCAGACAGCAAUGCAGCUGCAGGUGUAUUUGCGAUGAUUAAUAAUUCGUGCUUUUGCGGGGAAAAUAUUGUUUAUUAUACGAAUUAAUUAAAGAAAAAAAAAGAGAAAAUAUUAUAUAAACAAAA
Lutzomyia longipalpis is the source of this 3935-nucleotide messenger RNA. It is a transcript of the gene Sec31, whose product is annotated as protein transport protein Sec31A. The record is from RefSeq and is a predicted model, not a curated record. NCBI's taxonomy places the organism in Eukaryota, Metazoa, Arthropoda, Insecta, Diptera, Psychodidae. Gene Ontology annotation, molecular function: structural molecule activity; protein binding. The coding region runs from base 140 to 3847 and encodes 1235 amino acids. Gene Ontology annotation, biological process: endoplasmic reticulum organization; endoplasmic reticulum to Golgi vesicle-mediated transport; intracellular protein transport. The transcript has 8 exons. Gene Ontology annotation, cellular component: COPII vesicle coat; endoplasmic reticulum exit site.